AUGACUUCGAGCGACGGAAAUGCUCAGUCCUCUCCUGCCGACGCCCUCAAGCGAUAUAAACACCCAUUCACCGAGGACGGUGAAUGGCAAUACUACGCCACGAAGGAUGACGACCCUACGGAUAGGGACACCCCGCGUACGCUUAUCGAGCUGCGUAUGUGCGCUUUGAGCGCAGCGAUCCGCGAGAAGCCCGAGUGGUGGGUGAAGUUCCGGGACGAGAAGGUGCAGGCGAAAUGGAGGCAGGAGAUUAAGGUCCAGGAGCAGCAGCAGGGCUUGCAUCGGAGUCUGCAGCUUACGGAGAAUAUGAUAAACUAUAUCAUGGGCGAGCUUGAGGCGUAUGCAGCCCUUCGAGACCCGGAGACAGGCAUUGAGUUUGGUCCCUAUGAGCGGAUUUGGCAGUCGGAUCAAUUGAUCCCUGUGUCCCUGAAGGCUGCUCUCAUCUCAGCAGUCACACCUCUCGAGUCCGUCCCAGACUCGGUGAAAGACUGGCAUCCAGGAUCUGAUGGCAAGGUGCUCAACCUCGUUCACCCGUCACUCUAUCCUGUCGUCUAUGGGCGUACCAUAGCUUGCGGCUCACAGGAGCCUCUCCAACCUCAUGUGUCGGACGUCGCAGCGAUGUUCAAGUCGGAGCACUUCCAAUGGCUGCCCUCAGAGUUCUACGUCGAAGAGCAUGGCACGGUCAAGCUGGCGUCGCCGUAUAUCAACAACGUAGACCCGGAAGACUACAAGGAUCUGACGGAAGUCAUUCCUCGAGUGAUGGAGAAGGCCGUGCCGAUGUUUGAACGUGUGCUGUCUGACCUAGCGAGGGAGUUUGACUUGGAGCCCACUCCGGAUCGGGAACUAUGGCAGCAUUUCCGCUCAGAGCACGAUCGUCUCCAAGCCGAGGACCGGAAACACUAUGAAGCAGAGAAGGACAAGGUUUUAGACGCCGCCUGGGAUGUCUACCUGGAUACUCGAGCGAGUGAGGACGAGAAAUGGGCGGAGCCGCCGUAUCCGGAGAUGAAGGAGGUGAAGUAUUUCAACCGGUUCUUCGAUGAGUGGCAGGACGCACAGGCAGAGCAUAGAUGGCCAGAUAGCAAGCCGAGAUAUGAUGGUGGUCUGGACGACGUGAAGAAGACGGUGGACCUGCGGAGGACGACGCUCCAGGUUAUCGUGAAGCUGGCUAACAUCAUCCUGACCCCGGAGAAACCGGAGUAUGGCGGAGGAACGUGGCACGUAGAAGGGAUGGACAACGAGGCCAUCGUGUCUACUUUCAUUUACUACUACGACACGGACAACAUCACAGAAUCAACCCUCUCCUUCCGCAACGCAGUGAACGAGCCCCGAUACCAUAGCCAAUGCGACUACUACUGCAUGCGACAUCUCUACGACAUGUCGGCUGAUGAUAUCUGCGCCCAAACCGUCGGCGAGCUCGUCACCAAGCAAGACCGGUGCAUCGCUUUCCCGAACCUCUACCAACACCUCGUCUCGCCAUUCCGCCUCAUUGACCCCACCAAGCCGGGCCACCGCAAGAUCCUUGUCUUCUUCCUCGUCGAUCCGAACAUCAGGAUCCCGUCGGCGUCGACCGUCGCGCCUCAACAGGAGCCGUGGAUCCGGCGCGCGGUGGAGGGGACAGACCUCUGGUGGCGCCUACCAUUCGAGCUCCGGGAGAUGAUUUGGGCCCGCCUGGACCCGAUGUCGCAGGAGCAGGCGAAGAAGUAUCGGGAGGAACUCAUGAAAGAGCGCACGCUGAUCGUGAAGACGGUGGAUGAGCAGAGGUUCGGGCGAUUAUUUAAUCUAUGGGUGUACGCAUGGCAUUUCCGCGAAGAGUGUGAUAUAUAG
Molecule: messenger RNA, 1821 nt
Organism: Rhodofomes roseus
Lineage: Eukaryota; Fungi; Basidiomycota; Agaricomycetes; Polyporales; Fomitopsidaceae
Exons: 8
Coding region: 1-1821 (606 amino acids)
Source: RefSeq, a predicted model, not a curated record